AUGGUGCGCAAGGGCCGCCUUAAAGAGAAUGUCGCGGGUGAGCGCUAUGACUCAAAUGCUAUUCAGAUGCCGCAAUCAACACCUAGUCGUACGCGCCCAUAUCCUAGUCAAUUUAAUCCGGCAGACCUCAUGGGUUUGAUGAGCGGUGGCAGCGGCGGUAUGCCGGAUAUGUCUCAAAUGAUGGAAAUGAUGCAGGGUAUGGGGGGUAUGCCUCCUAUGGGAAUGCCCGGUAUGCCUGAUAUAUCUGGGAUGGUACCAACUACAGCACCGUCUCGGCAUAAAAUUAUUCACGUGUAUGGACUGGCAGAGGGUACCCCCACAUCAACCUUCACGACAUUCUACCCGAACUACAUUGAUAUUAAAAAAACAUUGCAUCAGGGUCGUCGAAUCUCCAAGGAACAGGCGUGUGAUACCCCUAUUGCUGAUGAGAUGUCGGAGAUUUGUACAUUUCUUAGAUUGCCGCACGUACUUGAGCCGGCCAAAAAAUACCCGCGCGACUGGAUGGUGGUGGGUCGUAUCCGUGUACGUCUUGUGCGUGACGAUGGCACGCUAGAGAAUCCUGAGAUCCCAAAUCGCAAGUCACUCAUGAUAAAGAUGGCGGAGCUCAUUCCUCAGCUACAGUCUCGCAAGGUACGGCUUGAGAACGAGGCUGAGGAGGCUAGAAAGAAGUUAGCGGCUGCAGCCGGAGCUGCAACACCAGCGACUGGAGGAGGCAAAAAAAAAGGCAAGAAAAAAGGAAGGCGAUAA
Messenger RNA from Plasmopara halstedii, 747 nucleotides. Its product is annotated as signal recognition particle 19 kda family protein. Gene Ontology annotation, molecular function: 7S RNA binding. The record is from RefSeq and is a predicted model, not a curated record. Gene Ontology annotation, biological process: SRP-dependent cotranslational protein targeting to membrane, signal sequence recognition; SRP-dependent cotranslational protein targeting to membrane. The transcript has a single exon. The coding region runs from base 1 to 747 and encodes 248 amino acids. Gene Ontology annotation, cellular component: signal recognition particle, endoplasmic reticulum targeting. NCBI's taxonomy places the organism in Eukaryota, Oomycota, Peronosporomycetes, Peronosporales, Peronosporaceae.